UCCAUAUCACCGUCUUCAGAAAAAGAGGAUCUCAUCCAGAAAUCAGAAUAUAAGCGAUCUGGCAGGGAGCAUGGUGUAGUCAGUGUGUGCUGUCUCAGGCCGGGUGUGUGGAGUCCCGUGCUGACCGGAGAGGCUGCUCCUAGUCACUGGGAGCUGUUGCGCUGAGCCUUCUCUUCCUGUGUCUCCCAGAAACAACCUGUGUCUGGAGGUAGAAGGUAGGAUCAGGAGCAGCCCAGCCAAAGCUCCAAGGCUGAGGCCCCUGGGGAUCCUUUCUGGCUAAUAUCCUUCCCGGGGAGAGGAAAGCCCGGAUCCUCAAGGGUCCCGAGAUGCCCCACUCCAGCUUGCACCCAUCCAUCCCUCGGCCCAGGAGUCACAAGGCCAAGAUAGCAGCCGCUGUCCUGCUGAUUGCCUGUCUGGCAGCCUUUUGGGUCUUGGGGGAGUCGCCAAAACACAUUCUCCAGUGUCUGUUGCUCCACCUGGCCUCCCUGCAGCUGGGACUGUUGUUCAAGCGAGUCUGCAGUCUGGUCGAGGAGCUAUGCCACGUCCAUUCCAGGUACCAGGGAAGCUACCGGAGGGCUGUGAGGGCCUGUCUGGGAAGCCCCAUCUGCUUUGGGGUCCUGGUCCUGCUGUCCUGGUAUUUCUAUGACCCUCUUCCAAACGAAGCUGGCUCGCCCUUCAUUUGGAUGCUUCCCCUCCUGGGCCUCUCAGAGGCACUGAGCAUCAUCCUGGACCUCCAGGGCCUGGCCCCAGCUGAGAUCUCCACAGUCUGUGAACAAAGGAACUUCAACGUGGCCCAUGGGCUGGCAUGGUCAUUUUAUAUCGGGUACCUGCGGCUGGUCCUACCAGGGCUUCCGACCCGGAUCCAGAGUUACAAUCAGUCCCACAACAAUAUCCUACGAGGCGCAGCAAGCCAUCGGCUAUACAUCCUCUUCCCAUUGGACUGUGGGGUGCCUGAUGACCUGAGUGUGGUUGACCCCAACAUUCGCCUCCUGGAUGAGCUGCCCCCGCAACUCAUUGACCGUGCUGGCAUCAAGGCCCGGGUUUACAAAAACAGCAUCUAUGAGCUUCUGGAGAACGGGAAGCUGGUGGGCACCUGCGUUCUGGAGUAUGCCACCCCCUUGAAGACCCUGUUUGCCAUGUCACAGGAUAGCCGAGCUGGCUUCAGUCGGCAAGAUCGGCUUGAGCAGGCUAAACUCUUCUGCCGGACACUUGAGGACAUCCUGGCAGAUGCCCCUGAGUGUCAGAACAACUGUCGCUUCAUUGUCUACCAGGAACCGGAAGAGGAAAGCAGCUUCUCCCUGUCACAGGAGAUUCUCAGGCACCUGCAGCAGGAGGAAAAGGAGGAGGUUACUGUGGGUAGUGUGGGGACUUCGGUGGUGCCUGACUCUUCCACACUGAACCAAGAGCCUCAGCUCCUCAUCAGUGAAAUGGAUAAGCCUCUCCCACUCCGCACGGAUAUCUUCUGAGGGCCACGGUCACCUUGCCUGAUGCCCCAGCGAUCCCCAAGACUCCGGACUGAGGGCUUUCUUUAGGGGCUAGAUGCCCAGCAAAACUGUUUCUUCCCACAGGGGGACCUCUCAAAGAAGUCACGGGGACUUGACAUCUCAAGAUGAGUCCUAUGACCUCGGGCAAGUUGUUUUACAUGAGCCUCAGUGUCCUCAUCUAUGAAAUGGGAUCAUAAUAAUUGCCCUACCUACCUCACAGGGUUGUUGUGAGGACAAUGACUGCAUAGAUGUUUCUUGUAAACUCUAAUUGCCAGGUAAACUUAAGGAAUGUGCCAGGUGUCUUCCAUUGGA
Molecule: messenger RNA, 1796 nt
Organism: Myotis brandtii (Brandt's bat)
Lineage: Eukaryota; Metazoa; Chordata; Mammalia; Chiroptera; Vespertilionidae
Gene: STING1
Product: transmembrane protein 173
Exons: 8
Coding region: 327-1466 (379 amino acids)
Biological process (GO): defense response to virus; innate immune response; autophagosome assembly
Cellular component (GO): autophagosome; endoplasmic reticulum membrane
Molecular function (GO): 2',3'-cyclic GMP-AMP binding; cyclic-di-GMP binding
Source: RefSeq, a predicted model, not a curated record